AGCCGUCUGGGAAUGAGCGAGAGAGGAGAAGAGGGACUGAGACACCGCACGGGGAAAAGCCCCCUUGUUCUGAAUACAGGGACGACACCAGCCCCUGCUCUAUGGAGUAUUUAGUCUCCAGGGAAGCUGUGCCUUUCUGGUUCUGACAGUGACUACGUCAUCUCUGCCAUUACAUCAUCACAUAAAGAACACCUCUCUCUGCUCAGUCCCAGAAUGGCUUUCCCUCCCAGUCCCUUGGCUAUGGAAUAUGUUAAUGACUUUGAUUUGAUGAAGUUCGAAAUAAAGCGGGAGCCUUCUGAGGGCCGAUCUGGAGUCCCCACAGCCUCGUUGGGCUCCACACCAUACAGCUCGGUGCCUCCUUCACCCACCUUCAGUGAGCCAGGCAUGGUGGGUGGUGGCGAGGCCCCUAGGCCAGGCCUGGAGGAGCUAUAUUGGCUGGCCACCCUGCAGCAGCAGCUGGGGUCGGAUGAGGUUCUCGGGCUGAGUCCCGACGAAGCUGUGGAGCUGCUGCAGAACCAGGGUCCUGUCUCUAUGGAAGGGCCUCUUGGCUACUAUUCAGGGAGCCCGGGAGAGACAGGAGCCCAGCAUGUCCAGCUGCCCGAGAGAUUUUCGGACGCCGCGCUGGUCUCGAUGUCUGUGCGCGAGUUGAACCGGCAGCUGCGGGGCUGCGGGCGCGACGAGGCUCUGCGGCUGAAGCAGAGGCGCCGCACGCUCAAGAACCGCGGCUACGCUCAGGCUUGUCGCUCCAAGCGGCUGCAACAGCGGCGCGGGCUGGAGGCAGAGCGCGCUCGCCUGGCCGCCCAGCUGGAUGCCCUGCGGGCCGAGGUGGCACGCCUGGCUCGCGAGCGCGACCUCUAUAAGGCCCGCUGUGACCGGCUGACCUCCGGCGGCCCUGGGUCCGACGACCACACACACCUCUUCCUCUGAGCCUCUAGGGCAGGGGGUGUGGCGGUUUGGAGGUGGCUGGGUAGAUGGCGCUAUACAGGAGAGGUAGUACCACUAACCAAAUCGCUACCUGUGGUUUUGUGUAUGUCUAUACAAAUAUCCCCAAACUUCUGAGCAUCGUGGCAUGCUAGAGGUUAGAUGCUGGUCCUUUGCUGGAGAUGAGUUCCCUUCCCUUUUGCAGGUCACGACUCUUCAUGAUUUAGUAGGGCACUGAAUUCUGUAGGAGCUAGUGCCUGUACUGAGGGUGGAGGUGUGGAGGAUGGGCAGGUGGCAUGCUGAAUGGGAGGAGGAAGAGGAGGAGGAGGAGGAGGAGGAGGAGGAGGAGGAGGAGGGGAGGAGGAGGAGGAGAAGGAGGGUGCAGCUUCCCUCCUAUCCAUAUAGUUCUUAAUUCAAGGUUUUCAAUCUGUAGUGCAUUAAUGCUGUAAUUAACAAUGAAGCUGCAUUUUCACCGAAUCUUUGGACUCUCCAUUUUACGACUACUGGACUGUCAGGAUUUCAAUUUCCCUAAACAAACAGUAAUAGGUCAACUCAAAAUGUUCUUCUCUGCUCAACCCAGUGGCCUUUAGAGUCCAAAGCAGCAGAACAAGUGCCCUGGAUGGGAGCCUGACGACCUGGGCAGUAGUCUCAACUGUGUCACACAGGCUGUAUGUCUGUCACCUUAAGCAAAGCAAUUGUCACAAGGUUUCUCUCAUUUGAACUGGAUGACUUCCGACACUGUUUUAGUUUUGGCAGGUCUAAUGGUCUCCUCAAGAGGGCCCAAGAGGACUGUACCAAAGGGACAUCCUGUUCUGUCUCAUCUUCCAGGCUGUAGCUUAGGCAAUAGAUACACAGCAUGCCUGCUCUGGGGACGCUCACUUGUACUGCCUAAGUGGCCCCCUCUAGGCUUCGCUGGCCUCCAAACUGCAGAAGGUGCCCUUGCUACCUCCUGCCUCUCAGAGCUGAAGUGAGACCUCACAGGAUAACAGGGAGCCGAGAGACUGUGACUUUUUGUGAAUUAAACCUCAAGUUCAAGAAAAACUAA
Mus musculus (house mouse) is the source of this 1966-nucleotide messenger RNA. It is a transcript of the gene Nrl, whose product is annotated as neural retina leucine zipper gene. Gene Ontology annotation, cellular component: nucleus; nucleoplasm; cytoplasm. The transcript is spliced from 4 exons. Lineage: Eukaryota; Metazoa; Chordata; Mammalia; Rodentia; Muridae. Gene Ontology annotation, biological process: positive regulation of transcription by RNA polymerase II; regulation of DNA-templated transcription. The record is from RefSeq and is marked validated. Bases 214 to 927 code for a protein of 237 amino acids. Gene Ontology annotation, molecular function: leucine zipper domain binding; DNA-binding transcription factor activity; sequence-specific double-stranded DNA binding.